AUGUCCCAUGGACACGCCCGGCAUUACAUCCACCGACGGUCCACCUGUUCGUAUGUCAAGGUUGUUUCAGGUGAUUCGUGUGCCUCUCUGGUCGAGGAGUGUGAAAUCUCCGCGGAUGACUUCUAUGAUUACAAUCCAUCCAGUGAUCUUUGCUCGACCCUGGCCGCAGGGCAGUAUGUCUGUUGCUCACCAGGUGACCUCCCUGAUUUCGCCCCGUCUGCCGACGCGAAUGGAACUUGUUAUACCUAUUAUGUGGUCUCUGGGGAUACGUGCUCUGCACUCGCAGCCACGUAUAGUCUGACGGAGGAUAAGAUCAACAAGCUCAAUUCCGAUACGUGGGGUUGGUAUGGCUGUGAUGACCUACAAAUCGGCCAGUCGAUCUGUCUUUCAGAGGGCACCCCCCCUUAUCCGGUUGCGCUCGCCAAUGCGGUCUGCGGUCCUCAAGUUCCUGGUACCGACUUCGCGAAUGCGACGGUUGGGGAUUGGCCGACAAUGAACCCCUGCCCACUGAACGCCUGUUGCGAUACUUGGGGCCAGUGUGGUGCGACCCCCGAAUAUUGCAAUGAUACUUUGGCUGCUACUGGCGCGCCGGGAACAGCCGCCGCAGGGUCCAAUGGAUGUAUCUCAAACUGCGGUACAACCAUUGUGAAUACCGCAAUCACUCCGUCUUCAUUCUCCAAGGUAGGGUAUUUUGAUGCCUCCAAUGUGGAACGGCCUUGCCUGCAAAUGAACGCCUUUAGUAUCAGUCCUCAAAAGUUCACGCACGUCCAUUUUGCGUUCGGCAACAUCACUUCGUCCUUUUCAAUCGAUGUUUCUGGCACCGAACAACAAUUUACCUACUUCCGCGAGUUGAAAGAUGUGAAGCGCAUCAUCAGUUUUGGGGGUUGGGAGUUCUCUACAAGCCCGGAUACUUAUAUGAUCUUCCGAGAAGGAGUCACCGCCGCCAAUCGCGAUACUCUGGUGCAAAACGUGGUGCACUUUCUGGAUGAGCAUGACCUUGACGGUGUGGACUUUGACUGGGAGUAUCCCGGCGAGCCUGACAUUCCUGGAAUCCCUGCUGGAAGCGACGACGAGGGCUCGAACUACCUGGAAUUCCUCAUAGCCUUGCGCGAGGCCUUGCCAUCCAAGUCAAUCUCCAUAACUGCCUCUGCAUCUUACUGGUAUCUGAAGGCUUUUCCUAUUGCGGAAAUGGUCCAAGUGGUGGACUACAUUGUCUUCAUGACGUACGACCUGCAUGGGAUAUGGGACCUUGGAGACAAGUAUGCUGACUCGGGCUGUCCGGCGGGUGAAUGUUUGUUCAGCCAUGUCAAUCUUACCGAGACCAUGUGGGCACUGUCCAUGAUAUCCAAGGCCCCGGUAGCCACCAGUUUUAUCAUGGUGGGUGUGGCCAGCUACGGGCGCUCAUUCGAAAUGGCCUCUGCUGGUUGCUAUUCCUCAUCCUGCACAUGGACAGCUGGGGGAGCGCCAGGGCCAUGCACCCAAACCACCGGCUUUAUGUCCAACGCUGAAAUCAACCAGAUUCUGACAGACAAUCCGGAUGCGGAGUAUAUAUUUGAUAAAGGCAGCGAUUCCAAUAUUUUGGUGUAUAAUGAAACCCAAUGGGUGGGUUACAUGACCAACACAACCAAGAGCACUCGGGCGGCUUACUAUGAGACCUUCAACUUCGCGGGUACGAGUGAAUGGGCCAUUGACCUGGAGGAGUUUGAGGUAUAUGUUGACCCCAGCACUCCGGGUCUACUCAGUUUGAACGAGGAGAUAAGCGACUUGGGUCUUCAUGUCAAUCAAAACCUUACCUGUAUCGACCUCAUUUUGGGCCAAAAUACCAGGGCUGAAUAG
Molecule: messenger RNA, 1836 nt
Organism: Aspergillus sclerotioniger CBS 115572
Lineage: Eukaryota; Fungi; Ascomycota; Eurotiomycetes; Eurotiales; Aspergillaceae
Product: glycoside hydrolase
Exons: 1
Coding region: 1-1836 (611 amino acids)
Biological process (GO): carbohydrate metabolic process
Molecular function (GO): hydrolase activity, hydrolyzing O-glycosyl compounds; chitin binding
Source: RefSeq, a predicted model, not a curated record